AUGUACCAGAACUUUUCAUUCACUGAGACUUUUGUCAGCGAAAUGAAGACUACAGCACUUUGUGUUUUUGCUCUGUUCCUUUCUUUGAUGUUAGUUGAGGGCAUCGUAGUUAAUCGUCCCUGCUUUGCGCCUGGUCAUUGCAAUGGAAAAGAAGUACGUGAAUAAGUAGAGAUCUCUUUCGUUUUCAAUCCAUCUAAAAUGUUUUAGAUGGUGUUAAUAUUUAAUUUAAGUUGAAUUUUCUGAGUGGUUCGAUCAGGAAUGGCAAUGUUUUUCUUUUCAAAAAGAGAAUUUCCACUAAGGAACACUUAUUAGUGAGCGUAGAAAAACCUUAUCUAUGUAUUGAGUCAUGUCAAAAUGAGCUGGAAUCUUUCAGUAAUGUUUUUUCUUUAUCAUUUCAUUCAUAUCAUUGUUGAAUGAUCCUGGUUGUUCAAUUCACUAAAAGCCGUUUUAAAUUCUUUUAGAAAAAGCCUAAAAAAUCUCCAACGGAAAAGCCUAAAAAGUCUCCAACAGAAAAGGUUGGAGAUAAAGGAGAGGCUGGAAAUUUUGAAAUGAUGAAAAUGAACAUCCGUAGACGCUUGGAGGAGGUAAGUACAGGUUUUUAAUCUAUCUUCUCUUCGGUUUGUCAGGUUAAGUCACUAUCCAAAUAGUUGAAUUGGAGGAAGAAGUCAUUCGGUUCUUUUCGUGCAUUUUACUCCAAAUAUUCAUCAGAGCUUAACGGUCUUGUUUUUUGUUUCUUUUUUUUCGAAUAAAUUUGAAGAGAAAUUUUAAGAUUAUGUUGGUUGAAUCUUUGUAGGCAAAACGUGAGCAACAGUACCGGAGAGAAAUUUGCUUACGAGCCCGCGAGCUGAGAUGUGGAAUGGAACAAAAGAAAUAG
Pocillopora meandrina is the source of this 874-nucleotide messenger RNA. NCBI's taxonomy places the organism in Eukaryota, Metazoa, Cnidaria, Anthozoa, Scleractinia, Pocilloporidae. The record is from the annotation of a GenBank genome assembly.